GGAAGCCUGCGCACGCCCCCGCCGUUUCCUAGGAGACGAAACACACAAGACGCCAGAGCUUCACAAGGGAGCGAAAGAGGGUGUUCGUAGGAAUGGAAGCACUGUUUCCUUGCCAGAUUCCAUAUCUCUCUAUCUCAUGAACCUUUGGAAUCCUGGGGAAGAUCUUGUGUCUAAGGAUGACAAACCUGUCACCGGUGUAGCAACAGCAGUCUGAGGGGAAGAAACAAAAAAAAGACCCAAAAUAAAGAAGCGUUUGCAUUUAUAUUCAACAAAGAAGUCAUUUCAACGGACAACCUCUGUUGCACUGUGUUUCCAAGAUGAACCGAUACACGACCAUGAGACAGCUGGGGGACGGCACCUACGGGAGCGUGCUGAUGGGCAAGAGUAACGAGUCUGGGGAGCUGGUGGCCAUCAAGAGAAUGAAGAGAAAGUUCUAUUCUUGGGAUGAAUGUAUGAACUUGAGAGAAGUUAAGUCUCUGAAGAAACUCAAUCAUGCCAAUGUGAUUAAACUUAAAGAAGUUAUCAGAGAAAAUGACCAUCUCUAUUUUAUAUUUGAAUAUAUGAAAGAAAACCUCUAUCAAUUAAUGAAAGACAGAAACAAGCUGUUCCCUGAGUCAGUCAUCAGAAAUAUUAUGUAUCAAAUAUUGCAGGGGCUGGCAUUUAUCCAUAAACAUGGUUUUUUUCAUAGGGAUAUGAAACCAGAAAACUUGCUUUGUAUGGGUCCAGAACUUGUGAAAAUUGCUGAUUUUGGACUUGCAAGAGAAUUAAGAUCACAGCCACCAUAUACUGAUUACGUAUCUACCAGAUGGUAUCGCGCCCCUGAAGUUUUACUAAGAUCUUCAGUAUACAGCUCUCCCAUUGAUAUAUGGGCUGUUGGGAGUAUAAUGGCUGAACUAUAUACAUUAAGACCACUUUUCCCAGGGACAAGUGAGGUCGAUGAAAUCUUUAAGAUUUGCCAAGUUUUAGGGACUCCCAAAAAAAGUGACUGGCCAGAAGGGUACCAGCUUGCAUCCUCUAUGAACUUCCGUUUUCCCCAGUGUGUUCCUAUAAACCUAAAAACUCUUAUUCCCAAUGCCAGUAAUGAAGCGAUUCAGCUUAUGACUGAAAUGUUGAAUUGGGAUCCGAAGAAGCGACCAACAGCAAGUCAGGCAUUGAAACACUCGUAUUUUCAAGUUGGUCAAGUAUUAGGCCCUUCCUCACAUCAUCUGGAAUCGAAACAAUCUUUAAAUAAGCAGGUGCAACCACUAGAAUCGAAGCCAUCUUUAGGGGAUCUAGAAUUGAAGCCCCUGCCAGACAUAAAUGACCAGAUGGUCAGACAGCCCCAACCGAAGAACAGCCACCAGCCACUGGAGUCCAUCCAGCUGCCCCAGAACACGAGUGUCCAGCCAGCGCCAAAGCAGCCGGGACAGCAGAAACCGCCGCAAACACUGUUUCCAAGUAUUGUCCGAACCAUGCCGACCAAGCCAAAUGGCACACUGGGUCAUAAAAGUGCUAGGAGGCGUUGGGGUCAGACUGUGUUCAAGUCUGGAGACAGCUGGGAAGAAUUUGAGGACUGUGAUCUGGGAGCCUCCCAUUCCAAGAAGCCAAGCAUGAACGUAUUCAAAGAAAAGAGGAAAAAAGAUUCUCCAUUUCGGCUUCCAGACUCCGUCCCCUCUGGCUCCCACCACUCCGCAGGGGAAAACAAGAGCUUACCUGCUGCUUUUCCCCUAAAAUCUGAUUCUGAACUGUCAACGGCCUCAACAGCUAAACAGUACUACUUGAGGCAAUCAAGAUACCUUCCAGGUGUAAAUCCCAAGAAUGUGUCCUUGGUAGCCAGUGGAAAGGAUAUAAACCCAUAUACUUGGAGUAAUCAGUUAUUUCCUAAGUCACUGGGACACGUGGGGGCAGAACUUGCUUUCAAAAGGAGUAAUGCAGGUGUCUCAGUGCUUCCAUCUCCAAAAAGGAACAAGAGAAAAAGGAACAGAACUGGUGCUAAAACCUGAUUUUAGCAAUAAGCAAUACUCAUUUGUGGAUACAAGGACAGCCUGAAAAGGUGACAUCUUUCUCAGUGAGAUGAAUUUCUCCAAAAGACAAUACCUUUCAAAGUUCAGUAAUCAAAAUUUAUAGUAUUCAUCUUUUUUAUUAAUUAUAUGCAAUGAAUUGUUGUAAUUAUUAAUGAACCUAAUCUAGAAAAAAAGUAUUUUAACAUACUUAUGGCUAUAAAAACUUUUUUUAAGGUUUCAACUGACACAUACUUUCAGUGGUCAACUUAAAGACUUUUAAGCCUAAAACUAUAUUUGGAUAAAAUUUGGGAGCUGACAUGAAUGAAAAUAAAAUUUUAGAGAGAAAUGGGAUUAAAGUGAAAUUUCCAACAGUUAAAAGGAAUGUAUUUAUGUAUUUUUAAGUCAGUAUUGGUAGGCAUAAAAUCACCAUGGUAUUUAACUCCCAUUGCUUAAAGUUAAAUUAGAGAUGUAAUAGUUUUAUUUUGAAAUGUCUAUAAUAUCCCACAAAUGACAACUUUACAAACUAUCAAUCUUACAGUGAAAAAUUUACAUAACAGUUUAAAGUGUGUGAAGAAGUAGAGUUCUUAAUAUAGAUAGAGAACUGGAUCCAAAAAUAUCUGAGAUCACUGAUGCGGCAAGUGAGUAGUCUACUGGAGUGUUCUGAGAUGUGACAACACACUCUGGACAUUUUAAGUUUUCCAGAUGCUCUGAGGACUCAAUUUAUUUAUUUAAUAGUGCUGAGGUAUCAGACACUGCAGGACUAAUUUACUUAUUCUUUUCCACUAUUUUAAAAUAAUAUUCACUGAACCAGCUGGUUAAGUACAAAUGAGUUUAAAUGAUCCCACUACAACUUUGCGUCUUGGGGGAAUACAAAAUUGGCUGGCAUCAAAGGAAAGCUGUGACCACAUGUGAGAACAGUUUCUUAUGUCCUUCUGAUUUUUUUCAUUAAUCAUCUAACCAUUGUUUCUCUGCUUUUCCUAAAACAUUCUUCUUCUUCAUUCUUUCUUUCCACUUGCCUUCUCAUCAGAGGAAAGCAUAAUUAAACCAAUUGAAAAACUAUCAUGCAAUGAAAGUUUUCCUGAAAAAUUAGAGGACCCACAAGGUAAUUUCUGGGCAUUGUAGAUGAGUACAACUUGUUCUUUGAAUAUCUUGUCCAAUUUUCUUUUCCACAUUUGCCCUGAAUCCUGUCAUACAAGGCCACUAGGAAGGCCAACCAAGGUCACCUGCUUUUAGAAGUUAGACCAGGGCCGGGAGAAAGAAAAGCGUUCCAUGUCUAUCAAGAACACCGUUCUUCAACAGUCAGGAUUCUAGACUAACUUGCUCUUACAGCUCUAGGCUCAUCUUCUUAAAUUAAUGAUGACACUUUAUAUAAAUGAAGCAAAUCUACUGAGAAUAAGAAUUAAAAGAAUAUUUUCUAAUCUGUAAUCAGUAUUCCUGGAAAAUCUUUUUUAAAGUUCGGAAACUCAUUUCUUACGCACGAACAAUCGCUUAAAAGUUAACCAGGUUAAUAGAAAUGGUGGAUUUCCUAGAGAGUCCCUGUUGCUGGUUUGAACAGUGCCAAUUAUGGGCUUCAGCCUGAAACUUUGAAGCUCACAAAGUACUUCUUAAUAAGCCAAAACAAUGAAUUUUUUGUUCAUUUUUCCUUAGCAACUUUCUCCCUACAGCCCAUUACCUGCUCAGCACUUGGCUUUUAGAAUCUGACAUAUUCCAUCCCCAUUCUGUCACUCAGUAGCCUUGUGAUUGUGGACAAGUCAGUCAGGCUCCCUAAGUCAGUUUCCCUGUGUGGGAAAUGAAGGACAUGAUAUUUACCAGGGUAUUACUGUAUAGCCAUCCCUAGGAUUUUUGUCACCGUAAGCAUGUAGCGUCUGCUCUGAGGAGGUAGAAGAGAGCCGGAGCAGCGUUCUGAAUGGGAUCCCUGCCGUGAACUGCCUUUCAAAAAUCUUUUGAUGUAAAAGGCUGAUUAGUGAUUCAGAAAUGGGUACUGGGAACUAAAAGAAAGGUCAAAUUAGGCAUAUGCAAAUUGUGCAUAUGCAGAAUUCAGUAGUGUUAAAAACUACAAACUGACUUGUUCACUAUCUGAAGUCUCACUUCUGCGGUGACGCUGCUGCUUGUCAAUUGUUGGGUCCAGAGCACACACUUACUGAGGGCCUCCUGUGCAGAGCGCUGUGACAGACGUCAGGGACAAGAGGUUCAGAGGCCAGACCUGGGAACCAGUAGCGCUGUAAGAGAUGCUUCAGUCAUAGCUCACCGUCACCGUCAGAGUCCUGGUCCACCUCCUUGCUGACAAGUGUGUCUCCUUUCCUGCAUAGCGAGGCUCCUUGAAAGAAAAUUGUAUUCCUUUUCCUCUUAUUUCCAGUUUGCUUCUCAGCUCACUGUGGUCUGUCCUCACGUGGACUCAGGCCACUGCAACCGCUCCUGCCAGGUCCUGACAUGAUCCUAGUGGCCAGAUCCCACAGCCGGGCUAAUCCCGUCAGAUCUCGGCCUCCUCCGGUCUUCCUUCUCUCUCCGCACACUGUGUGCUCCUGGACGCUCAGACCCUGCUCCUCCUAACAUCCACCACCCUCUCUCUUCCUCUCCUCUGUGGGUCCUCUUCUUUCCUGUCUCUUAAUGCUGGUGUUCCCUGGGCCUCUGUUCUGGACCUUUGCACAUCCCACAAGCCCUCCGAGCUGGCUCCUCCAAGCCGUAGCCCCAUAACCGCCAUACCUGGCUAAUUCCGUCUCCGGGCCCGUUCAACCACAACUCCGGUAUCCCACAGGCACCAUGUCUUUCCAACAAACCUGUUGCUGUUCCUAGUCACCUAAGAUACAAACGGAGGGGUUUGUAGUCCUCUUUCCCUACCCCGCCUACCCCGUACACCCACUUCGUUCUCUUCUCCAUUGCCUUUGUGACUCCCUUAGUUCAGACUCUCAUUUCAGCUCGAGCUGACCUCCUGUCUUCUGCCUUUAGCUUUUCCCCCUUCAGCCCAUCACUCUACUGUCCCAAGGCCAAUCAUUCACUAACAGUGAUGAGGAUGAGGCUGAUGACAGCUGACAUUUACUGAACACCGGAUUCUAUGCUAAGUGCUUUGCAUACAUUUCAUUCACUCUCUACAGCAACCCUAUGAGAACAGGUACAGUUACUAUAGUGAUUUUACAGAAUGAAGAAAAGCAGAGAGCACAGGAAGGCCGGGGGCCUCCUGGCAGGAAACACACUCAGGUUAAGAAAGAAGUCAUUUAAAACAAACAAACAAACAAAAAAAAAAAAACAAAAAAAAAACCCCCACAACUGGAAUGUUCAGGGCGACAGCCUUGGGUUCACAUUCUAGCUUGGUCACUUAUGGUGAUCACUAAGGCAGGUUCUAAGAGCCACAAGGUGUGGAUAAAAUAGGCAUGUAAAGGGGCAUUAUACGGACGCAACAGGAUUAUCUGUAAAGCCUUUAUGCAGCGCUUUAAAUAGAGUCAAUACUCGAAAAACGGAAUCCAGAAUUGGGAGGGGUGUAGUAUUUGUUACUCUCUGGUGCUUUAAAAUAUUCACCUUCUGA
Messenger RNA from Mustela erminea (ermine), 5502 nucleotides. RefSeq names its product male germ cell associated kinase (gene MAK). The transcript is spliced from 13 exons. The record is from RefSeq and is a predicted model, not a curated record. Gene Ontology annotation, molecular function: ATP binding; protein serine/threonine kinase activity. Bases 318 to 1982 code for a protein of 554 amino acids. Gene Ontology annotation, biological process: protein phosphorylation; cilium assembly; intracellular signal transduction. Gene Ontology annotation, cellular component: nucleus; cilium; cytoplasm. NCBI's taxonomy places the organism in Eukaryota, Metazoa, Chordata, Mammalia, Carnivora, Mustelidae.